This is a messenger RNA of Papaver somniferum (opium poppy), 1761 nucleotides long. RefSeq lists its product as uncharacterized. Gene Ontology annotation, molecular function: aspartic-type endopeptidase activity. The coding region runs from base 1 to 1761 and encodes 586 amino acids. Gene Ontology annotation, biological process: proteolysis. The transcript is spliced from 3 exons. The record is from RefSeq and is a predicted model, not a curated record. NCBI's taxonomy places the organism in Eukaryota, Viridiplantae, Streptophyta, Magnoliopsida, Ranunculales, Papaveraceae.
AUGAGUUUGUGGGGAUAUAGCGACGAUCUACUGUGCAGAACAUUCCCAACAACUUUGACGGGUAAGGCUCUAACUUGGUUCUCUCAUUUAGAGUCUAAUUCCAUCAAGAAUUUUGGAAUGAUGUCAAACGUGUUCUUCGAGCAGUACAAGAUUAACCUCGGAAGCAAGAAGGGAAGCAGUCAUUUAUUCCUUUUGCAUAGGGAACCUGGUGAAAGUCUAAGUGAUUUUAAUAUUAGGUUCCGUCAGGAAGUAAGUGAAGUUGGAAAAGUUGAUGAGAGUUUCGCGAUAGAAGCAUACAAAAAUGCACUGGAUUAUGAUGAGUUUGGAAUUUACAACUCAUUAACAGUCCAACCAGUUGGAAGCCUCGGAGAGUUGUAUGACAGGUCUGAUAGAUAUGCUAAGGCGGAGAAAGAAAAGAAAGCAAAGUUGUCGCGGACAACAAAAAGGCCAAUGGUCGAGGGGAUGACGAAACCGAAACAACAAUUUGAAGGUAAUACCAAAAACAAGAUCCAUGAAGGUUCUACAAGGAAGGUGAGAAACGAAGAGGAGUCUCGUAAGCCGCAAGAAAAGCAAAAAGUAAGGUUUCCCAAGCUGAAUAUUGGACUUGGGGAACUUUUUAAGAAGAUUAAAGACUUGCUGCCCAUUCCGGAGCCACUACCAGUGGAAACAAGGGAUAAAAGAGAUAAUAAUAAAUAUUGUGCUCAUCAAAAAGAUCAUGGGCACAAUACAGAUACUUGUCGUGCACUCGCAGCGGAAGUCCAAAAUAUGAUUGAAGAGGGAAAGCUGCAGCAAUACGUGAAGAAGAAUCCAACACAGGUCAACACACUGGCCAACACUCUAGAUUUACGAGAGAUCAGAGUCGACUAUGCCAGUCUGAUUGGUACAGAGACUUUGGAAGAAGGAAAGACUGAGAUAUCUUUUUCGAACGCUGAUAUUGCUGGAGUAUAUCAACCGCAUAAUGAUGCAAUCGUGAUUCUAGCUCUCAUUGGAAUGUACAAGGUACGUAGAGUUCUGGUCGAUACUGGAAGUUCAAUUAGCGUCAUAUUCUCGGGAGCAUACUCUUCAAUGAGUUUUAGUGAGAGCCAAGUUGAAGCAGAUGAUAACCCCAUCAUCGGAUUUAGUGGGGAAACGAUGACAGCAAUGGGAAGAAUUAAUCUACCUACGAUGGUGGGAGGAAGGACGGUUAUGCAAUAUUUCUCGUUGCUAGAUUGUCGCGCACCCUACAAUGCUAUUUUAGGACGUGAUUGGAUUCAUUCAAUGGAGGUGGUAACUUCCACUGUCCACCAGUGCUUGAAAUUCAUUACUCCAGCGGGAGUGAUGAAAGUCCGAAGCGACCAGGUGGCACCUCAUAAAUGUCACGAAAGAGCAAUGGAGGAGUAUAGAAAGUCUGAACUAAAGGGCUCAGAAAUACUCCAGAAUAGUAAAGAUGUUUUCACUUGGAGUCUCGGGGACAUUCCAGGUAUUGAUCCUGACAUCGCGUGCCAUCGGUUGAAUAUCAGUGAAGGAUUCAAACCAGUAAGGCAAAAUCCGUUAAAGAUGGCUCCGGAACGGAAGGCAAAGGUAGCUGAGGAGAUAGACAGGAUGUUAGAAGCAAGAAUAAUAAGACCUGUCAAAUAUCCAAAGUGGUUGGCAAAUAUUGUAGCAGUUCCGAAGAAGAACGGGAAAAUUCGGAUAUGUAUUGAUUUUACAAAUUUAAAUAAAGCAUGCCCAAGUGAUCCUUAUCCAAUGCCCAGGAUUAUUGAGUUAGUAGACGCUACCUAG